Molecule: messenger RNA, 762 nt
Organism: Colletotrichum destructivum
Lineage: Eukaryota; Fungi; Ascomycota; Sordariomycetes; Glomerellales; Glomerellaceae
Exons: 1
Coding region: 414-701 (95 amino acids)
Source: RefSeq, a predicted model, not a curated record
UCGUACCAUACGCACACGCCUCGGCCGGCUGGUGGACUCUCUUCCUACUUUUCUUUCUUUUUCUUCUUCUGCUUCUUCCUUUUUUCCCUCCUUCCCAGGUCCCACGUCCCAAAUCCCAACCCAAAGGACCCAGGGGCGGCGGCGGCGACAAGGAUGGUGGAGGGAUGCCGUGGUGGGGCGUUCGGAACGAAACACUGGCAGCUACCCUUGUCCGUGCCGGGGGGCGUGUGCUCUUGGGGCACGCCGGGCCUUGGUGUGUACCUGUGUGUGUGGUCUGGGAUCCUGACUAGGACUGGGAGCCCGCGGCGGCAGGGGACUGAGGCCCGGUGACGAGAUGGUUCGGGAUCUGUGAUGUGCUGCUGACGCUGUACCUACAGACGGGGGGAUGCAGGGCUCUGUCGUCCCAUUCAGCGAUGCCGCCGCCGCCGCCGCCGCCGCUGCUGCUGCUGCUGCUACUGCUGCUACUGCUGCCAGUGUGCACAGAGCUGGUCAGAGAAUUGGACGACGACCGGACGAUGCGACGGCCAUGUGUGUACUACUGCUGCUAUUACUCUCUGACCCCCCCCCCCCCGCCCCCCCGUCGUUCCUUGUGCCUCUGUGAGACGCGACCGAGGGAGCCUGCGAGCGAGCGACUAGAACGAUGUCGUGUCGCCCGUGGUAAUCAAACUCGACUUUCCGACUUUCCAACCGGGGCGCGUUGAUUCGAUGGCGCCUCGAUGUCGUGCCAAAGCCGCCUUUCCUCGUGGCUUCUGAGUCCCUGCU